Messenger RNA from Plasmodium vinckei vinckei, 756 nucleotides. RefSeq names its product conserved Plasmodium protein, unknown function. The record is from RefSeq and is a predicted model, not a curated record. Bases 1 to 756 code for a protein of 251 amino acids. NCBI's taxonomy places the organism in Eukaryota, Apicomplexa, Aconoidasida, Haemosporida, Plasmodiidae. The transcript is spliced from 4 exons.
AUGUACUAUGUCAAAAAAUAUGAACACAAAAUAUUAGGAGAUACACUUCGAUUUUUAGGUUUUACAAUUAAGUGGGGAAUUCAUGAAAAUGGUUAUUGGCUAGCAAACUUUAAUUAUUCAUUUGAUUAUAUAUUAUCAAAUUUGAUCAUAAAAUAUUUUAAGGGGAAAAAUGUAAAAACAGUUUUAGAUAUGGGAUGUGGGCCUGGACAUUACGUGAACGAAUUGAAUUUUCAUAAAAUAUGGUCCGUUGGGAUUGAUGGAAAUCAUAAGCUUGUUGGGUCGUUGAAUAAUGAGAAGAUACACAGCCUUGAUGCGACGGAUGAAAACUUUAUCCACAAACUUAUAAGCAAAAUACAUAAUUCAAUGAAAGCAGAAAAUGAAAAAAAAAAUAAAUCAUUAGUAAAUAUUAAAGUUAUGAAUAUUCCCUCAAAAAUAUUAACAUUUGAUUAUGUGUUAUGUUUAAAUGUUGGAGAAUAUAUUCCACAGAACAAAGAAAAGAAAUUUAUUGAAAAUCUUGAUCGAGCAAAUAGCAAAGGAAUAAUAAUUUCAUGGGAUAUACCAGGAACUUUUAAUAUAGGAACAAUUAAUGAAAAACGUGGAGAAGAAUUAGUUGAAAUAUUUAUAAAUAAUUAUAAUUAUAAGUAUGAUGAAAAAAAUAGUAAAUUAUUUAGAGAAAACUGUAAUAAUAAUUCUUUUAAAAAGUGUUUGUACAUUUUUGAAAAAAAAAAUAUAUCCCCUCCGUCUUUGCAUACAUAA